AUGCUGUCGUCGAUGUUCGGGACGCGGCCGGCGGGGGAGCCGGACCCGCCGGAGCCCGAGCCGGAGCCGUCGGGGCGGCAGCUCUCGGACGGGGACCUGCUGGAGGAGCUGGUCGCCACCGUGGGCGCGGCGCAGGCGUUCCAGGAGUUCCGGCGGUCGCACCGCAAGGAGUGCUUCAACCUCCUCCGUUGGCUCCAGCUCGUGCUCCCGCUCAUCGAGGAGCUCCAAGAGGCGUCCCCGCCCCGCCCGCUCACCGACGACGCCCACCGCCGCCUCGCGCUCCUCAGCCGCGCCUUCCAGGCCGCCCGCCGCCUCCUCCGCUGCUGCCACGACGGCAGCAAGAUCUUCCUCGUGCGUAAUCGCCCGCCGAUUCCGUCUCUUUCCGUCAAGGGAUUAAUGGGAUUUCUGAUUCGUCGCUGGUUUUCAUGGUCGCAGUCGCUGGAGGGCGAGGCUGUGCAGGGGAGGUUCCGGGCCGUGUACGAGAAGAUCAACCAAGCCUUGGACGGCAUGCCCUACUCGGAGAUCGGCAUCUCCGACGAGGUCAAGGAGCAAGUGGAGCUCAUCAACACACAGCUCAAGCGGAGCAAGAAGAGGACGGACACCCAGGACAUGGAGCUCGCCAUGGACUUCAUGGUGGUCCUCCAGGACAAGGAGGACCGGAGCGCGGACAGGGUCAUCCUCGAGCGGCUGGCCAAGAAGCUCGAGCUACAAAGCCUGGCUGACCUCCGCGCCGAGACCAUGGCCAUCAAGAAGCUGAUCAACGAGCGCAACGGGCAGCAACCUGAGAGCACAAAGCAGAUCAUCGAGAUUCUCAACAAGCUCAAGGAAGUUGCUGGCAUUGACGAGAAAAACAUCCUCGGCGAGGUCCAUAUCCCCAAGUACCUUGAGAAGUGCCCCUCUCUCAUGAUCCCCAAUGACUUCCUCUGCCCCAUCUCCCUCGAGAUCAUGACCGACCCCGUCAUCAUCGCCAGCGGCCGGACUUACGAGAGGAGAAGCAUCCAGAAGUGGUUGGACGCGGGGCAGCGAACGUGUCCCAAGACGCAGCAGCCGUUGGCGCAUCUCUCGCUGGCGCCGAAUUUUGCUCUCAAGAACUUGAUCUUGCAGUGGUGUGAGAAGAACAAGGUAGAGAUGCAGACAAGAGUUGACGAACCUCCUGUUGAGGAGGAAGUGAGUAAGGAGGUGCUCAUCCCGUCAUUGGUGAAGGACCUCUCAUCCCCAAACCUCGACGUGCAGCGCAAGGCCGCCAAGAAGAUCCGGACGCUUUCCAAGGAGAGCCCAGAGGACCGCACACUCAUCGUUGACAGUGAUGGCAUCGCGGCCCUUGUCGGCCUCCUACAGUACCCGGACAAGAAGAUCCAGGACAACGCAGUCACAUCGUUGCUCAACCUCUCGAUCGACGAGGCCAACAAGGUCUUGAUUGCCAAGGGGAACGCCAUCCCAUUGAUCAUUGAAGUCCUCAAGAACGGCAAUGUCGAGGGCCAGGAGAACUCCGCGGCGGCGCUAUUUAGCCUGUCCAUGGUAGACGAGAACAAGGUGGCCAUAGGGGCCCUGGGAGGUAUGCCUCCAUUGGUUGACCUCCUGAAGAAUGGGACGAUCAGGGGGAAGAAAGAUGCUAGCACGGCCAUCUUCAACCUAUUGCUGAAUCACCAGAACAGGUUAAGGGCUAUCGAGGCCGGCAUCGUUCCUGUGCUGCUCAAAAUUCUCGACAACACGAAGCUCGGCAUGGUUGAUGAGGCCCUCUCCAUCUUCCUCCUGCUUGGGUCCAACUCUACAUGCCGUGGCACGAUCGGGACAGAGAGCUUCGUCGAGACGCUUGUGCGGAUCAUCAAGGAGGGGACCCCCAAGAACAAGGAGUGUGCGCUUUCUGUUAUCCUCGAGCUUGGAUCACAUAAUAAUGCCCUUAUGGUGCACGCCCUCGGGUUCGGCCUCCACGAGCAUCUCACGGAAAUUGCUAAGAACAGCACAAGCAGAGCACAGAGGAAGGCAAACUCUCUGAUUCAGCUUGCCCGGAAGUGCGAAUCGUAGAACAAGAAUUAUGCACUGUGGAAUUAAAGCUCAGUCCAUACUAAAGCAAUGGUUUCGCUUGAAUUUCCUUGGUCUUGGAAAUAGAUGGAUAAGAGCAAUGUAGACCGAAUGGAAUGAGAAUCUACAUAGAUGGCUGCCAGGUAAGUUUCUAAGAAGAAUGAAAAGAUGGUGUACAUACAUAAGUGAAAUAUUUGUGACAGUUAAUAUUGUUCAUUGAUUGAGGAACUGGAAGGAGAGAAAUGAAGGAGAUAUACUCUACUUCAUUCAUUUGUUGGCACUGAAAUUUUGUUGUAAGUGAUAUUAUAUAUGGUAA
Molecule: messenger RNA, 2338 nt
Organism: Triticum dicoccoides
Lineage: Eukaryota; Viridiplantae; Streptophyta; Magnoliopsida; Poales; Poaceae
Product: U-box domain-containing protein 15-like
Exons: 3
Coding region: 1-2025 (674 amino acids)
Biological process (GO): protein ubiquitination
Molecular function (GO): ubiquitin-protein transferase activity; protein binding
Source: RefSeq, a predicted model, not a curated record